This is a messenger RNA of Neocloeon triangulifer, 500 nucleotides long. RefSeq names its product NADH dehydrogenase [ubiquinone] iron-sulfur protein 6, mitochondrial (gene ND-13A). The transcript has 3 exons. The record is from RefSeq and is a predicted model, not a curated record. Gene Ontology annotation, biological process: mitochondrial electron transport, NADH to ubiquinone. NCBI's taxonomy places the organism in Eukaryota, Metazoa, Arthropoda, Insecta, Ephemeroptera, Baetidae. The coding region runs from base 46 to 408 and encodes 120 amino acids.
CAGAGCGCAGCGCUGAAUUAAAGUCGACAGAAAUCAACAUCAGCCAUGGCCGCAGUAAAAAACAUUCGAGUUUUAGCAAAUUCCAUUCAAAAUGUUCGUGUAUUCGCCCUGAGAGCUGCGUCCUCCUCUUCCUCUGGUGAUACCCCAACGCACACUGGGCAGCAAUUUGAAAAAGAUGACUACAGAUUGGCCAGGUUUAUUGAGACACCGAAGCAAGUCAACAAGCAAUUUGCCAUCGACUUAAUCAACAAGGUUCCGCCAACACCCCAGAAAAAGAGGGUUAUUUCCUGCGAUGGAGGUGGUGGUCCUACAGGACAUCCCAAAGUUUACAUCAAUUUGGACAAACCUGGCAACCACAUCUGUGGUUAUUGCGGACUUCGUUUUUACAAGGAUGGAAGUCACCAUUAAGAGACAAAAAAUCUCUGUUGAAUAGUUUGUUGUAAAAUAUUGUGUUAUACUCUACAGAUAGAAAUGAAAAUAAAGAUUUGAAAUAUUACUCA